UAGCGAUGACUCUUCCCAAGCAGCAGCUCCCGUUUUUGCAUCUGUGCACCGACCUCGUCACGCAGGCAGUUCGGCAAUUAAACGGGACGGAUUACAACUGCAUCAUCAUCACCAUCCACACAGCAGCAGACAACAAUCAUCAUCAUCAUCUUCCGGUGCUACUGCUCGCCAGCAGGUUUCUACAGCUCCUUCAACAACAACGACUACCAACUACUCAUCAAAUCUAGCAGCAGUCCUAUUGCCUCCUGGUUCGACAUUCCGGACAAGCCAUGCAAAUACUUCCGUCUUUGAUUUGGCUCCAAGCAAUGCUGCUGCCACUUCUUCUGGUGCGUCAGACAAUACCAGCAGAUCGAAAAUUCGAUGCUGGUAUGAUAGCAACACAACAACGGCCGUAAUGACUGGCGGAAAGCAAUCAAUUGCGGUGCCAAUUCCACAACCCUUCCGACCACUGCCACCUGGUGCUGGUCUGCAUCAUUCAAAUCAGCAGCAGCACCAGAACCAGCAGCAGCAUCGAACGAUGAAUGCCACAUACUCGACUGGUCCCGCAGUGCACAGUUUCCACUCCUCGGCAAGUCAACAAGAGUCAGGGUCGGGAGAAGGUGCUAGCAGUCGAAUUCCAAUGGGGCAUCAGAAUUUUAAUCAAAUUUCCAAAACUGCCACCAAUUUGCUGCACGACAUUUACGAGAAACACUUGUUGAAUCAGACAAUGUUUGAUAUGCGUUCUUCUGCGUCAGGAAUGGUUGGCGGUGGUGGUGGCAACUCACAGAACCAUGACUUUCAUUUGAAUAAUUUGCCACCAGCAGCAGCUAGCAAACAUCAACAGCAACAACAUUACCACCACCAACAACAAUCAUCAUUCAUGAGGGAUCCAUGCUCGUCAAAACAACCGAAAGGGUUGCAUUUUUUGAAGUUGCCUCCGCCGCCACCGCAGCAGCAGAUGGUCUCUACAACUGCACCCCAUUUGCACUUUCAUUUUCCCCAAGGGUUCGUCGAGCCGAUGUGUGACAAGGCGUCGUCUGUACUCCAUCAUCAAGCUCAACAGCAGUCGCAGGAACAACAACCGAAAUACCAUCAACUCCAGCAACACGUCUACGAAACAAUACCAGAACGACCGCAAAAUACUUCACACUCUUCCCACUCGAAAGCGGGCAUAAACAAUAACUCUACCGCUGCCACCUCGGCUAACGGCCACCAGCUGUCAAAUCGAAAUCUAAGACGACGAGCUCCUGGAAGGGGUUCCCAAAAAUCCGGUGCUGCUUCAUCCGGAAACAAAAAAGUCUCAUCAUCAGGUUUGGCUGCAUCCGAUGGUAGCGUCGGCAUCGGGCACAAACAACAAAAUGGCGGCGGCGGUGGUGGUGGGAGCAAUCCGUCAAAUCAAAGAAAACAUACAUCAGCUGGGACCGGCGGCGGCGGCAGUGGUAUUGGAUACGAGGAGCAUUACUUUCGGCAGGAAGACUUUCAUUACCGGAAUCAGCAGCAGUUGCCACCACCGCCACCUCCGAAAAAUCCCCCUCUCCCAUCAUCAUCUAACUCUUCCGCUGCUGCCAGCCAUCAACAACGAACUAGAGCCGACGGCGAGCAUAAUCAAAGGCAGAACCAAAAUUUCACUCAAGGCCAACCAUACCCGAACGCUUCUUCGUCGUCAUCUAUUUCGAAUGGAAUUCCAACGAAUCAUGUCAGUUUUGCCGCGACGACAACGACGACGGGAGAGAAUAAUAGUAGUUCGGUGAUGAUGAUGGAAGAUUAUAACGUACGUGAGGUUCCUUUGGGCAGUGCUGCUAUGCAUGCAAGUUUCGUUGAGGAUAAUCUAAGGGAAGCCGGUCUUUUGGACAAACCAUCGACUAAAGGCAUUUGUAGUGGUUUGCCAAUUGUAUUCGAAGAGGAAACUGCAAAUGCAACCUCGACCACAAUGACAAUGAAUAUUAUGCCUGGCCCAGGAGAUGAAAUUAAUUCUGGUGGAUUGCAAGAUGAUGGUAUUGCCAGGUACCCGUAUCGAAAUUGUAAAAUUGAUCUUAUGAUGGAGACAGCACAAGCAAUGGCUGCUGCUGCAUACUAUGCAAGAGCAGCACAAAAACUCGCCCAAGGUGGUGGCUCCUCAAAAAGCCGUUCCACCGAUAUGGCGCAUACAUCACGCAAUGGCGGUUUCUGUGGAGCUCUUCAAAGAGCACCACCACCUUUACCACCAGGCCUAGCCAGACGACUGGCGAACAAAGAAAAUUAUGGAAUAGGAAAGGUCAAAGUUAUGUUACGUGUCUCGGACAGUCACAUGGACGAAGAACAUCCUCAUUUUAUGGCUGUGGACAAAAAGAAACGACAAGUGACGUUAACAGAUCCUAGUGCGGCGACUACAGUGGCUGCGUCUACCUCCCAGGAACGUGGACCAAUGGUUGCCGCCCCAAAGAUGUUUGCCUUUGAUAGUCUUUUUACAGCAGAAGAUCAACAGUCUGAUAUAUGUGCCUCGGCAUUGUCCGAAGUAAUACCUGCUGUCCUGGAGGGCUCCGACGGAUGUCUACUAACAAUUGGCUAUCCCAGUUCAGGACAAUCACGAACAAUGUUGGGCGGAAUUCAAUCAUCGGGCGAAUUGGGCGCCAUUCCAUGUGCAAUAUCCUGGCUGUACAAGGGCAUCAAUGAGCGGCGACAAAAGUCCGGUGCCCGAUUUUCAGUGCGAGUUAGUGCGCUAGGAGUGAGUGCAACCAAACCCGAUUCCAGUUCAAAGGAUUUAUUAGCUGCCCAUGCGACAGAAUCCGACGAUUCGCCUGGAGUAUACUUGCGUGAUGACUUCCUCGGCGGACCGACUGAAUUGCGAGCACCCACCGCCGAGCGUGCAGCCCUGUUCCUAGAUGCAGCUUUAGCGGGACGACCUCAGGGCGGACUGGAGCCCGCAAUGAUAUUUACAUUGCAUGUCUAUCAGUACAGCUUGUCGCGAAAAGGAGGAGUGGCGGGAGGACGAAGUCGUUUGCAUCUAAUCGAUUUAGGGGGUUGUGCGAAUCGAAAUGGUGGCCUACCGCUAUCCGGCAUUGGGAACAUUCUGCUGGCGAUACUCAGUGGUCAACGUCAUCCACCGAACAAGGAUCAUCCCUUGACGCCGUUGUUAAAAGACUGCCUUGCACCGUUAACAUGCCAUGUCGCCAUUAUGGCCCAUGUUUCGCACACACAGCCUCACUCAGAUGCACUAACGACAAUCCAAUUAGCCUCAAGGAUACACAGGAUGCGGAGACGGAAACAUCGUUUUCCAAUUUCAUCAGAUAAAGCGAUGCCCGUUAAUGCAGGCCAUCAAUCUGCCGGCUCAUCUGAGGGACCCGAUCCAUCAAGUUCUGAUUUAUCGGCCGAUACGGUCAUUUAUAUGGGACCGUGUGAUGAUGCUACGGAUGGCGAGCACCCGCCUGUGUAUUUGCCAUCGCUGAGUAGUGGUGACAAUCGUUGUGCCAUGAAUAAGGUGCUGAAGGGCAGUGGUGCUGAGAAGCCUUCAGGAGCUACAACGACGACGGGUGGUGGUGGUUCUGGAACCUCGAAAAUACCAGCCAAAAAGACUACAUCUCAGAAACCUCAAAGUCCUGUGGUAGCCAAUCGAACGGACAGUCUAAAACGUAACCACACCACCACCGGCAGUUCUAGUCCUACACCCCCACUAAACUCCUCAACCGGUGACCAAACCACAAUUCCGGCUCAAUUCUUCUCGCCUGUCCAUAGUCUGAAAACAAUACCCCACUCAGCAUCGUCACCAAAAAUUGUUGCUGGCACCCUUCGGCAUUCUGGCCUUAGCAAAGGUUCCAAUGUACCCUCUCCAAAAGGUUCACCUCUGCGCCGACCUGCCGUCGGCAGUGCAACUUCAAAUCCUGCCACCGUCGUCAAUCCAGAUAGUCCGUUGAGACAAAUUACCGAAGAGCAAUGGAUUGAUGGACCUCGCGUAUCCCGAGCCAAAGUAGCCGAAGCCAGACAUCUAAUGCGAGAGAUUAACCAUGUUAAGCAGUGCGAAACGUGGGUAGACGGACCCAAGUCACAAUCGGCGCGUUCCCUUACCGCAGGCAAUCUACCCGCCACCCCAACACAAGCCGUCGGCUAUGGCUUCAUGGAUUCGCACAAAAAGACCAUGAUUCGACAAUGGGUGGAGAAUCAAUCAUCGCAAGUGUUCCAGUCGUCGGCGGCAUCCUCGCCCACCCAUCAAGGCCAACAGCAAAUGCAGAUGCAACAGCAACAACAGCAUCUAAGGAAUCUAACAUAUCAUUUGGCCCAGUUCAAGCAAAAGUCCGAAGAUGACCAGCAUUCGUUGGAGAGUAAUAUGGAGAUGGUGCAUCCAAUGGGGCCGGGAUUGACGACGGCGAUUAGUACGACAAAUGCAUCGGCGCCGGCAGAGAUUUGCGGAGUUCGCAGUGGUGGCUGUGGCAGUGCCAAAUCACACUUUCAUAAUAGAGACGAGACUGACUUACAUUCGGAUAGAUCUGUGAGAUCUUUUGGGGGAGGUGGCGGUGGUCAUUUGGAUAAUCAAGAUGAAGAAGACCAGGAUAGUGGACCAUCAGAAGUGCCUCCAGCGUUGCCACUCAUCGAACCAUUGGGGUCGCGUGAAAUAUCCCACGAAAGUCUACACAGGAUACUUUCGAGGCAUGUGUCGAGGGAAAGUCUACAUAUGCAACAGCAGCACCAUCAGCAGCAGAUGAUGCAACAACAGCACAACUAUGGUAUGUCGGAUUGUGGACUGCAAGUUACGGAGGAAGAAAUCGCAAGAACGAUGGGAGGGGAACAUCCCUUGGCCGCGUUGAGCCAUUGUGAUAUGUCCAGUUUUCAUGCAGGUGGAGAUGCGUUCAGUGAUUGUGCGAUGGGUGAAAGAACGAGGAACCAAUUUGACCAACUGGCGCGUCUUCGAGAAAUAUUCACAUCCCAACUGGCAAUGGCCGAAGUAACUCCUGUCUUCCGUGUAGGUUGUGAUGUCGGUAGUGUGUACAGUGAACCUGCCUAUCGAUUUAACACUGGCCCCGGCAGUGUUUGUAGUGAGCCUCCAUAUCGCCCGCCAAGUCCACGUCCACCAUCACGUAGUCCAAGUCAAUGUUCCCUGCCAAGCCUGAAUGGCAUCAUGCAAAUAGCCGGAAUGGAGCAAUAUGCUUCCUUGCGACAUCCUGACGGUGCUUCCGACCCAAAUCUUCCCAAAGCCGAAAAGUCAUUCAUCGAAAUGGACGAAAUGACGGAAGUUGAUGAAAAAUCCGCUCUACUUUCCAAACGUCCAUCAUUAGAUCACGACCACAUCACAGCCCUGCCGCCCAUCACUGCCCAAAGCCAAUUGCCACUGCUGCCAUUGAACACCUCAUCGGAAGCCUACGACAGCGGCCAUGAUUCAUCAACGCCGCGCACCUCCAAGCAUUCGGGUAUAUCACGUCGAGCUGAAAGCGGAUACCAUAGUGUGGCCACAGUAAGGGAUAGUGAUGAAUCGAGUUUUACGUCCGGUCUGUCAAAGGAGCAUCACAAUCGAAUUGUCAUGGUGAAGAAAAAACGCCAGGAUAAGUCAUCGCUGUGCAACUGGCUGAUGAAUCCAUUCACCUGUACGUAUCCGGAGACUGAAGGUGAGAUCAGUGAUUUUUGAAUGAAAGCCAGUACUUCCACUAUUCAGGUGUUAUUUUUAAAUUAAAAAAAAAAAAUAAGUGAGAAAAAAAGUUAAAAGUUAAAAAAAGAAAGAAAACAGAGAAAAAAAAACAACCACCCACCAACAAAAAAACACUUACACUAUAGAAAAAAUAUUUUCCAUUAUCCUUAAAAAGGAUG
Episyrphus balteatus (marmalade hoverfly) is the source of this 5751-nucleotide messenger RNA. RefSeq names its product kinesin-like protein CG14535. Bases 395 to 5572 code for a protein of 1725 amino acids. The record is from RefSeq and is a predicted model, not a curated record. Gene Ontology annotation, molecular function: microtubule binding; ATP binding; microtubule motor activity. Lineage: Eukaryota; Metazoa; Arthropoda; Insecta; Diptera; Syrphidae. Gene Ontology annotation, biological process: microtubule-based movement. The transcript is spliced from 14 exons.